UAUUAAACAAACAAAAAAAGGCUCUCAUACCAUGAUUAGGCUUGUGAUUGGUUGACAGGGCCUUCAAUCAUCCGAUGGCUCCGCCCACCUUUAAGAGCCCACAGGAAGAAGGCGCCCCCCCCCCCCCUCCCGCCUAAUGUAGUUGUUAGCGCGGCAAUUAGCCUCCUCCUUUGUCCGCCCAAACACAACAAACCCGCCUCUAUGUCGUAAAUUGGACACUUUUUUAAUGGCGUACAACGGCCACCAGUGCGACGAUGACACCGCCGAACAGGACGAGACGCCUGCGAAGCGGCCGCGCUCCGACGGAGCCGCGCCCGGCCGCCUCCGAAGCGACGCCGACGGACGCGCCUCCUCCUCCGGCUCCGUCUCCCACGCGACGCCGAGGCUUCAGAGCGACUCGGUGAAGAAGAGCAGGCCACCCUUCCCCUGGUUCGGCAUGGACAUCGGCGGCACGCUGGUCAAGCUGGUCUACUUUGAGCCCAAAGACAUCACGGCGGAGGAGGAGCAGGAGGAGGUGGAGAACCUGAAGAGCAUCCGCCGCUACCUGACGUCCAACACGGCGUACGGCACCACGGGCAUCAGGGACGUGCACCUGGAGCUCCAGGAGCUGACGCUCUGCGGCCGCACGGGAAACCUCCACUUCAUCCGCUUCCCCACGCAGGACCUGCCCGCCUUCCUGCAGAUGGGCCGCAACAAGCACUUCUCCAGCCUGCACACCAGCCUCUGCGCCACCGGGGGGGGCGCCUACAAGUUUGAGUCCGACUUUCGCACGAUGGCCGACCUGCAACUCAGCAAGCUGGACGAGCUGGACUGUCUGAUCCGCGGCGUCCUCUACAUCGACUCGGUGGUGUCCAGCGGCCCGUCCGAGUGCUACUACUUCGAGAACCCCGCCGAGCCGGAGGGCUGCGUCCAGAGGCCGUACACCCUGGAGAACCCCUAUCCCCUGCUGCUGGUCAACAUCGGCUCCGGCGUCAGCAUCCUGGCCGUCUACUCUGAGAGCGACUACAAGCGCGUCACCGGGACCAGCCUUGGAGGAGGAACCUUCCUGGGUCUGUGCUCCCUCUUGACGGGAUGCUCCACGUUUGAGGAAGCUCUACAAAUGGCAUCGCAGGGCGAAAGCACCCGCGUGGACAAGCUGGUGCGGGACAUCUACGGAGGAGACUACGAACGCUUUGGACUGCCAGGAUGGGCGGUGGCCUCCAGUUUCGGCAACAUGAUGUCCAAAGACAAGCGGGAGUCCGUGUCCAAGGAGGACCUGGCCCGAGCGACGCUGGUCACCAUCACCAACAACAUCGGCUCCAUCACCAGGAUGUGCGCGCUCAACGAGAACAUCGAGCGCGUGGUGUUUGUGGGGAACUUCCUGAGAGUCAACACGCUCUCCAUGAAGCUGCUGGCCUACGCCAUGGACUACUGGUCCAAAGGUCAACUCAAGGCUCUCUUCCUGCGCCACGAGGGUUACUUUGGAGCCGUGGGAGCACUUCUGGAGCUGCUGCAUCCGUCCUGAGGCAUCUGGAAGAAGGUCCUCCAACCAGCACUUUACUCUUUAUGGUCCACAGUCACGAGGGACAAGGUGACCCACGUCCCGCUCCCUGGCAGGGGGUGUCCAAACCUUUCCCAGCCAGAAGCACCAGGUCCACGUUGAUACAAUUUGUAUAUUAAAGAUGCUAAAUGAAUCCACUGUAGGUGAAAAUAUGCCAAGUUAUUACAGGUGGCGAUGCAAAUGAAUGUAAUAUCAUGGCGCUAAUCAAUCAUUAGAUUUUUAACAAAUAUCCCCAAACUUGUCUCACUCGUUAAUGCUGCGCAAUUAUAGUUUUUAUGUGACAACGUUUAUGGUUUUAUAUUAACAUGUUAUUAAUCAUAACUACUAUGUCAACAUCUCCCCAAACCUGUCCUAUACGUUUGUGCUGCAAAAAAAACAAAAACUAUUAUAGUUAUAAUAAUAAUUAAAGCUGCAAGCAGCGUUGGUCGGGCCCGCAUAUUUGGCAGGUGCUAGUCCUAAGUGUCCCAAUACUUUUGUUCAGUUUUCGUCAUAAGUGUCCCAAUACUUUUGUCUACUUUUAUUCCGAAUUGUCCCAAUACUUUUGUGUAGUGUACCUACCUUGUCUGCAUUGUGUGGGCACGCUGGUGCUUCCUGCUUUUAAGCAGCCUUCUUGAAAAAACAGCAGCAUCAGCGCAGCGGCUCUUUGAAGGCUCAUAAAAUCAAAACCGGAGCCGGUAUUAAAACUGUUUCGAUAACUUUUAAUCAGAAGGGUUCAAUCUCUGUCCUGUGUUAGUUUGAAGCCGAAACGACAAACACGCUCAGAGGAGAUAAUGUUUGAAGAAAGGUGACCGGUUUUUACAAAAAUGUUGUGUUGAAGGGGGAAUAGCAAACUUCCUGUAGAUUUUUGCUGGGGGUUGUCAAUUUAUGAAAUGUAGGGCUAAGUGAGACCUACAUAGAGGUUUUUGUUUCAUGUCUCUCCGACCUUCCCAGUGGGAGUUACAGGCAGUUUUGUCAGUUUUUUCUUCCGAGGAGCAGUUUUUUUUGCGUUUUAGUAAAAAAUUGCAGUAGAGCGCAAUUUUGAGAUUUGGGGUUAGUUUUUUUUUUUAGAUCGCAAUGUUUGCCAGUCCUGAUGUGUGCGUUCAGUUUGGUGAGUUUUGAAGCAAAAGUUACUGUUUUUAGUACUUUUUUGUCUUGAGGGGGGAAUUGCCAACUUCCUGUUGAUUUUUGCCCGAGAAUAUGCUAUUAUGUAAUCUAGGUCUAAGUCAGACCUACAUAAAGGUUUUUGUUUCAUGUCUCUCCGACCUUCCUAGUGGGAGUUACAGGCAGUCUAGUUUUUUUUUUUCGUAGGGGGCGCUAGAGCGCAAUUUUGAGUUUUGAGGUUUGGUUUUUUGCUAAAAAGUUUUGCCGUAUGUUACUGAUGUGUGUGUAAAAUUUGGUGAGUUUUGAAGUAUGUUAAGGGGGUCAAAUUACAGCGCAAAGUUGCGGAAGAAUAAUAAUAAUAGUAAACGAUCGAAAAACAAUAGGGUCCUCUGUCCCAUUGUAAAAGGACUCCCUUCGGGAUUCCUUUUACAAUGGGCCAUGCGGGCCCUAAUAAUAAUAGAUUUUAUUUGUAAAAAGCACUUUACAUUGAGCAAACAACCUCAAAGUGCUACAGUGUAUUAAAAUGAAUAAAUAAAUACAAAUAAAAACUAGAACAGCCUAAUAGCUAGAACUAGUAUACAUGUAUCUAAAAAAAGAAGGGUUUUUAAGCCUUUUUUUAAAAGCAUCCACAGUCUGUGGUGCCCUCAGGUGGUCAGGGAGAUCGUUCCACAGACUGUUAAAUUUGUAUUCAUAACCAGCUCCAUAAAACAUUUAAUAACUUAAAAACUAUAAUAGUUUGACCAAAAAUGUUUGCAGCACAAAGUUAUGAUUGCUACCACAAUAAUUACACAUUAGUACCGUCAAAUAGUAACUUAAAAAAAGUAAAAGCACAAAUGGAAAAAUUUUGCAGCACAAACGAAUGGGAUAAGAAGAUUUAAAAAAUGUUUACUUAAAAACCGUAACGGCAAAAAAUAAUUUUUUUCCGGCACAAAUGAAUAGGACAAGUUGGGGAGUUAUUGGCAUAGUAGGUGUCUAGUUAUGAUUAAUACCACAUUAAUUACACGUUAAUACCAUAAAACAUUCACUUAAAAAACGUAAAAGUGCAAAUGAACAUUUUUGCAGCACAAUCGAAUGGGUUAGGACAUUUUUGACAUAGGGUCUAGUCAUGCUAUUAAUAUGUUGAGCAUUGAGCAAAUUGAACUUUGAGCAAACAACCUCAAAGUGCAAAAAUGUAUUUAAAAAAAAAAAAAGAUAAUAAAAAUAAAAACUAGAACAGCCUAAUCGGUAGAACUAGUAUGCAUGUAUCUAUAAAAAAAAGAAAAAAAAAAAGCCUUUUUUAAAAAGAAGGGUUUUUAAGCCUUUUUUAAAAGCAUCCACAGUCUGUGGUGCCCUCAGGUGGUCAGGGAGAGUGUUCCACAGACUGUUAAAUUUGUAUUCAUAACCAGCUCCAUAAAACAUUUAAUAACUUAAAAACUAUAAUAGUUUGACCAAAAAUUAUAACAAAAAGUUAUGAUUGCUACCACAAUAAUUACACAUUAAUACGGUAAAAUAGUAACUUAAAAAAAGUAAAAACACAAAUGGAAAAUUUUGUGGUACAAACGAAUGGGACAAGUUUGGGGAGGUUUUGACAUAGUUAGGGUCGAGUUAUGAUUAAUAACACGUCAAGUACAUGUUAAUAAUUUUAAAACUAUAAUAGUUAGACCAUAACAUUUUUCAGCAUAAAUAAUUAGGACAUGUUUGGGGAAAUUUUGACAGUUAGGGUGGAGUUAUGAUUAAUAACCUGUCAAGUACAUGUUAAUUAUUUAAAAACUAUAAUAGUUAGACCAAAACAUUUUGCAGCAUACGGUAAAUAAAUAGGACGAGUUUGGGGAGAUUUUGACAUAGUUCGGGUCGAUUUAUUAUUAAUAACCCGUCAAGUACAUGUUAAUAAUUUUAAAACUAUAGUAGUUAGACCAAAACAUUUUGCAGCAUAAAUAAAUAGAACAAGUUUGGGGAGAUUUUGACAUAGUUCGGGUCGAUUUAUUAUUAAUAUCCCGUCAAGUACAUGUUAAUAAUUUUAAAACUAUAGUAGUUAGACCAAAAAAUUUUGCAGCGUAAAUAAAUAGGACAAGUUUGGGGAGAUUUUGACAGUUAGGGUUGAGUUAUGAUUAAUAACCUGUCAAGUACAUGUUAAUUAUUUAAAAAAUACAAUAGUUAGACCAAAAAAUUUUGCAGCAUAAAUAAAUAGAACAAGUUUGGGGAGAUUUUGACAUAGUUCGGGUCGAUUUAUGAUUAAUAACACGUUAAUAAUUUAAAAACUAUUAAUAGUUGCACCAAACACUUUUGAAGCAUGAAUGAUUAGGACAAGUUUGGGGGGCCAACUUGACCCAGGUGCACUUUGGACACCCCUGGUCUGGUCUUUGAUUGACAACAGUCAUCACGAUGAAGUGUAGCAAACAAAGGUCAGCCAUGACGCUUCCUCCUCCCAAAUAAGACAAAAGGACACAGAACAGGAUCACCCAAAAGAAGUCCACCAGACACUGGAUUUGUGCUCUCGCCAUGAGGUUUUAUGUUACUGCGGUCGUCACGGUUACGGCAUCUCGAUGUUUACUGCGUCUUUUCUCAACCGGUCUUUUUUGUGUCUUUUAUGGACUGGCUAGGCACAUUUAACGGUACACACACACACGUGUCGGUUUUAUGGACACGCAUUGUCCCGUUAACUCCAUUUUCAUCGUCAAAUGUUAAGUGCCUGCCUGAUGCUUUCACGUUAUUUGCAGCGACAAUCACUUUUUUUACUGUGACUUUUAAAAGACAAAAGCUUUUAUUUCUAGUUCAGAUUUGGCAUUGAAAUGCCAUUAUUCCAGAAUAAAUGUUACCACUUUUUA
Nerophis lumbriciformis (worm pipefish) is the source of this 5424-nucleotide messenger RNA. RefSeq names its product pantothenate kinase 2 (gene pank2). Gene Ontology annotation, cellular component: nucleus; cytosol. The record is from RefSeq and is a predicted model, not a curated record. Gene Ontology annotation, molecular function: ATP binding; pantothenate kinase activity. Gene Ontology annotation, biological process: coenzyme A biosynthetic process. NCBI's taxonomy places the organism in Eukaryota, Metazoa, Chordata, Actinopteri, Syngnathiformes, Syngnathidae.